Daktulosphaira vitifoliae (grape phylloxera) is the source of this 3048-nucleotide messenger RNA. RefSeq names its product UNC93-like protein. Gene Ontology annotation, cellular component: striated muscle dense body; plasma membrane. Gene Ontology annotation, molecular function: potassium channel regulator activity. The coding region runs from base 329 to 2026 and encodes 565 amino acids. Gene Ontology annotation, biological process: regulation of potassium ion transport; regulation of muscle contraction. NCBI's taxonomy places the organism in Eukaryota, Metazoa, Arthropoda, Insecta, Hemiptera, Phylloxeridae. The record is from RefSeq and is a predicted model, not a curated record. The transcript is spliced from 8 exons.
CGUGUCGCGUUUCCGAUCGCUGACUGCAUUCUCUCUCUUGCCGACCGUUCGUCCGCGUGCGUGUACAGUACAUGUGUCUGCGUGUAAGUGUUAGUGUCUCCGCUUGACCUACAAUCGUACACAGCCAAACUACCGUAAAACACAAAAUAAAAAAGUUAUUGUAAAAAUCGUUACCCUUUGUGCUAAACUUGGUGCGGAAUAUAAUUGUAGUCAAGUGACCUGUGCCAAAUUUCAACACGAGUCAUCUACAGGCGUCGUCCCUCAAUGAUACCCUGAAUCGGACGUAUCAGUGAAAAAUUGAAAGAAGGUCGCUUUUAGAUAAUCGGAAAUGGUUGCGUCCGCUGACCGCCGAGAGAGCUUCGGCGUGGACAGCAACAUAUUCCAACGGACGAAACUAAAAAAAGAAAAGUCGUCAGAUGUAGCUGUGUACACGAUAUCCGUUGGAGCCGGAUACGAUAACCAAGGAUUCAAACAAGAUGAACUUUCGGGUAACGGACUGUCCAAACCACCUCCAAUCGGCGAAGAUGACGGCAACGAAUUGCCAAAAGGCAAAUUCAAGAUGUCACCCAAAGAAAAAUGGCGGAUCCUGAAAAAUGUAUCCGUCAUAAGCUUGGCAUUUAUGGUACAGUUUACCGCUUUCCAGGGUACGGCUAACCUGCAGAGCUCAAUCAACGCUCGCGAAGGUCUAGGUACCGUUUCCUUAUCAGCCAUUUAUGCAGCCCUCGUUGUCAGCUGCAUAUUCGUACCAACGUUCCUCAUCAAGCGACUAACCGUCAAAUGGACGCUGUGUUUGUCGCUUCUGUGCUACGCUCCGUAUAUCGGGGCCCAGUUCUACCCGAGGUUUUACACGCUCGUACCAGCCGGUGUCCUGGUAGGUCUUGGCGCGGCACCUAUGUGGGCAGCCAAAGCAACGUAUCUGACCCAGACCGGAGCGGUUUACGCCAAGCUAACCGACCAACAAGUCGACGGUAUCGUCGUCAGAUUUUUCGGCUUCUUCUUCCUCGCCUGGCAAACGGCAGAGCUUUGGGGGAAUUUGAUCUCUUCUCUAGUAUUGUCUAGUGGAGCGCACGGAGGUGGCGGUGAAGACAACAGCACGUCACUAUCGGAAGACGAACUUCGUUUGUGCGGUUCCAAUUUCUGUGUGAUGGGCAACCAGGCCAUCGACAACUUGGAGCGUCCACCCGACUCGGAAAUAUUUGAGAUCAGCACUAUAUACUUGACCUGUAUAGUAAUGGCCACUAUAAUCAUAGCCGUGUUUUUAGAUCCGUUGUCCAGAUAUGGAGAGAAACAGAGGCGUGCCGAUAGCCAAGAAUUGUCCGGCAUUCAACUGUUGUCUGCUACAGCUUAUCAGCUAAAAAAACCAUACCAACAACUUCUCAUACCGAUCACCAUAUGGAUUGGAAUGGAACAAGCGUUCAUGGGAGCUGAUUUCACACAGGCUUACGUAUCAUGCGCUUUGGGAAUACCUUCAGUUGGAUAUGUAAUGAUCUGUUUUGGCGUAGUGAACGCCAUUUGCUCGUUGUUGUUCGGCACCAUCAUGAAAUACAUCGGAAGGAUACCGUUGAUGUUGUUGGGUUUUGUUCUUCACUCGAUACUUAUAUGGAUACUCAUAGUGUGGAGGCCGCACCCAAACAACCCCAAACUAUUCUUCACCAUAUCUGGACUAUGGGGAGUAGGCGAUGCCGUUUGGCAGACACAAGUAAACGGUAUCUACGGUACGCUGUUCAGACGGAACAAGGAGGCAGCAUUCAGUAAUUUCCGUCUGUGGGAAUCUGUCGGUUUUGUGGUGGCGUACGCAUACAGCACACACCUGUGCGCCAGAAAGAAGUUGUACGUUAUGGGCGUCGUGCUGUUCGUUGGCUUCAUGGGCUAUAUCAUUGUGGAGAUCAGGCACAGCAUCAAAGCGAGACGGCUCAAGCGUUUAGCAGAAAAUCCAAAGCUGGAACCGCUGCCCGACGACCCUGUCAACGAAACGGACGAUGAGAAGGACGACAUUGACGACGAAAUCAUCGUGACACAUUUAUAAACAAUAUGUUUUUUAUCACGAAAAGCAAAGAAGAUUAUCGUGGUGGAUGUGCGUUGAAAUGCAAUGGAGCAACGCUUUCAAGACAUUGUGUUUUUGAAUAUUCAAGUUUAAAAUACAAUGUACUCAGGAGAACACACAAGCAUUUCUCAACUGCUACGAACGUUAUCAUCACUUUGAAACAUUCAAAAUAAAUACAUGUACAUACAUAUAUAUUUUUAGUUCACUUAAGUAGAACUUUGUGGAAAUUAGUGUUAUAUAAAACAUACACUUUUUACCAAUAUUCUUUAAUUUAUUUAUUGCAUUUUGUACAUACUAUUUAUACUGCAUCGUCUAUUACUUUUGCAAACUAUUUAUGUAUACUUACAAUAACACAUACACCUAUAUUAUAUACAAAUUAUUUCAAUAAAAAAAACUUGUACAUUACUUAUUAUGAUAAAUUUUAGAGAUUAAUGAGCCUCAACAUUAUUAAUUAUUUUAUGUAUUAUCUUUACCACAUAAUUUUUGUAGUAAAAGUGAUCUAGGUAUAGAAAUUACUAAUUUAUAAUUAUUACUAGCAACUAAUUGCAGAAAAGUUUAUAUUUGUAUCACAAUUUAAGUAAUAUUAUCUUAAAAUAUUUGUGAACCUUGAUGAUUAAGCAUGAUUUAUGAUAAAUUGAGUUUUUAGUCAAAAUACUGUUACUGUAACUACCAACUCAUAAAUUUUGUCAAACACAUGCUCAUACAACUGGUAUUAUUAUAUGCAGAAUCAUAUAAAAUACUUACGUUUAAUUGAGCAGUGCGAACAUAAUAUUUUGUAAUUGUUGUUAAUUUAUGUUAUUGUGUAUAUUACAUUAAGUACUAUAUUAUUUUAUAAUAGUUAACAAUUCAUAUAUUUAUGUAGAUUAAUUACCUUUAGAAAUAAGAAAUAAAUAUAGGUAUUGAUUCUCAUCAGCAACAACUGUGAUGCGAUUUAUCCGUAACAAAAACGUGUAUAAUGAUUAGGUUGUAUAGAAAUAUAUACAUAUUAACUUGUUCAGCAAAAA